AUGCCGCCCAGCGAGCGGGCAGAGAAACAGGCUGCCGCUCAGCAGGCAGUCGAUAUUUUGCAUGAGAUUGCCACCAUUCUGAACUGUCACCUGGACCGGCGCACUCUUUCUAUCUGUAUCUCCAUGAUUGAGAACGGCGUCAAUCCGGAGGCUUUGGCUAACGUCAUCAAAGAACUCCGUGUCUUGGGCCAAGAUCCUCAGCAGUUGGAUGCUCUUGUUGCCAACUAUCUAGCUUCAUCACGGCGGCGGUGA
This is a messenger RNA of Thermochaetoides thermophila DSM 1495, 252 nucleotides long. RefSeq lists its product as uncharacterized. The record is from RefSeq and is a predicted model, not a curated record. The transcript is spliced from 3 exons. Gene Ontology annotation, cellular component: interphase microtubule organizing center; spindle; centrosome. The coding region runs from base 1 to 252 and encodes 83 amino acids. NCBI's taxonomy places the organism in Eukaryota, Fungi, Ascomycota, Sordariomycetes, Sordariales, Chaetomiaceae. Gene Ontology annotation, biological process: microtubule nucleation by interphase microtubule organizing center; gamma-tubulin complex localization; mitotic spindle assembly.